Messenger RNA from Aspergillus calidoustus, 7374 nucleotides. NCBI's taxonomy places the organism in Eukaryota, Fungi, Ascomycota, Eurotiomycetes, Eurotiales, Aspergillaceae. The record is from the annotation of a GenBank genome assembly.
AUGGCUAAUGACAACACAACCCUCACUGGCCAAGGUGUGGCCAGUCCGUGGGUAGACGACCCAAUUGCCAUCACUGGUAUUGGGCUGCGUCUCCCAGGCUCUGUCCGUACACCUCAACAGUACUGGGACUUUUUGACAAAGAAAGGCAGCGGACGUUGCCGCGUCCCCGCGAAUCGUUACAAUGUGGACGCUUUCCUGGGCCCGAAAGGAAAGCCAGGUCACACCUGUACUGAGUUUGGCUAUUUCCUCGAUGAUCUCGACCUCGCUGCCGCGGACAGUUCAUUUUGGUCCAUGAAACCAAAAGAGCUGGAGCUUCUGGAUCCGCAACAGCGUUUGAUGAUGGAGGUCAUAUACGAAUGUCUUGAGAGCAGCGGCACUGCUGCCUUCACCGGCAAGGACAUCGGCUGCUAUGUCGGGGUACUUGGCGAGGACUGGAUGGAGAUUCAGACCAAGGAUCCCCAUCACGCAGGCGUGCAAUCUGUGGCCGGUUAUGGCGAUUUCGCCAUCGCCAAUCGGGUUUCCAAAGAGCUAGGCCUUACCGGACCCAGCAUGACUAUUCGAACAGCAUGUUCAUCGUCAAUGAUGGCUCUACAUACCGCAUGUCAGUCACUUUAUUCUGGCGAAUGCUCCUCUGCCAUUGUUGGUGGAUGCAGUCUUAUUCUGUCGCCACGUAUGACCGUUGCUAUGGCGUCAGAAUAUCGGGUAAUAUCACCUACCGGGUACUGUCGAUCUUUCGACGCCAGUGCCGACGGAUACGCUAGAGGAGAGGCUGUCAACGCCAUUCAUGUCAAGCGAUUAUCUCACGCCCUACGUGACGGCGAUCCUAUCCGCGCCAUGAUUCGGUCCGUCUGUCUCAACUCGGACGGCCAAAGAACACCGCUCCUUGUGCCAAGCCCAGAGAGUCACGAGCUACUUAUGCGCCGUAGCCACGAACUAGCCGGCAUCGCCGACCUUUCUCAGACGGCCAUGAUCGAAUGUCAUGGGACUGGCACAAUAGUGGGCGAUACUUUGGAAGGCCGAGCGGUGGCCAAAGUAUUUGGCGAGCUAGGAGGAAUUGUCAUUGGCUCGGUCAAACCGAAUCUCGGGCACAGUGAGGGCGCAUCAGGCCUGAGCAGCAUUAUCAAGAUGGUCUUGGCGCUAGAAAACGAGACGAUUCCUCCGAACAUCAACUUCACCACUCCAAAUCCAAAGAUUCCGUUUGGCCCCGCUCGUCUCCAUGUUCCUGUGGAAUGCGAGCCAUGGCCGAAAGGUAAAGCUCUACGGGUUGGAGUGAACGGGUUUGGCAUCGGUGGCGCAAAUGGACACGCUCUUCUGGAAUCCGCAAAGUCUUUCAUUGAGGCAGCCGCCAAUUUUACUCCAGAUGCGAAAACUCCCCAACUGCUCGUAUUUUCUGCAACACAUUCGGAGACGGCCACCCGCAACAUCGCCAGUACUUUGAAGUACGUCUCUAGUAACCCGCUUCGCGCCGCCGACACUAGCUAUACAUUAGGAUGUCGGCGGAAGAGAUUUCCUCAUCGAGCAUUUGCCAUUGGCUCUGCCAACAACUGGGAUGUCUCCCCGGUACAGAAGAGCGGAAAGGUACCGAACUUGGUGUGGGCCUUUACGGGGCAGGGAUCCCAAUACCCUGGAAUGGGCAAGGACCUUUUGAUGAGCAAUACUGUAGCUCAAGAAACUAUCAAGCGGUUGGAUGAAGUGCUAGAUACAGUUGACUGUCAAAGGUCUUGGACAUUGCGAGAGGAGCUACUUCGACCGAAAUCGUCUUCUCAGCUUUGGAAAGCAGAGUACUCUCAACCCUGUUGCACGGCAAUUCAGAUCGCCCUGGUAGAUAUUUUGAAGUCUUUAAACCUGCGCCCUUCCGCGGUGGUUGGCCAUUCAGCUGGAGAGAUUGCAGCGGCAUACGCUUCAGAUGCCCUAAGUGCUACAGAGGCUAUAAAUAUCGCAUACCAUCGUGGCCAGAUAGCUCGGCGUGCGGAGGAAACUGGGCAAGGAGGUAUGAUAGCGGUGAAUUUGGGUCGCGAACAGGUAUCUCGCUUUUUGAUUGACAGGGUGACCAUUGCCUGUGAGAACAGCUCAAAGAGUGUAACUCUCAGUGGCGAUAUUGCUAUGUUGGACGUGGUGGCUGUUGAGAUAUGCGCCACUCACCCAGACGUCAUGAUCAAACAUUUGCCUGUUGAGUGUGCCUAUCAUUCGGCACAAAUGGAGGAUGUGGUUGGAGACUACCGCAGCCGCCUUGAGAGUUUAGCAAUAGAGGCGAAAGCACCUUCAGUGCCCUUCGUCUCAUCGGUAACUGGCAAGCAAUUAAACAGCGCGGCCGAAUUCCGGCCCGCAUACUGGUGUCAAAACCUGACGUCUCCGGUACUCUUCCGCUCAGCUGUUACGGAAGUUCUUUCUCUACAAUUGUCCAAUCGACUUUUUCUCGAAAUUGGGCCACACACUGCCCUGUCAGGAUUCCUGAGCGAUAUUGCACAAGAUCUGCGUCUACCAUCCAUCCCAUAUAUUCCGACCUUGGUUCGAGACGUCAACUCGAACGAAUCCAUUUUGCGCACAGCGGGUCGACUAUUCCAGUCUGGUGCACCCAUUGAUUUGUCCAGCUUAUGCAAGGGUGCAACGCUUCCUGACCUUCCAUCUUACUCAUGGCAAUAUGAUGGUCGUUUUUGGUUAGAAUCAAGGGUUUCUCGCAAUUGGCGGUUUCGGGAGCAUCCCAACCAUGAUCUCUUGGGAUCCAAAAUUCCAGAUGGCAAUGACAAAGAACCACUCUGGCGUUCUCUGAUAUACCUUGACAACGCACCCUGGCUUCGGGAUCAUGUCAUUGAUGGUAAAACUAUGUUUCCCCGCGGAGGAUUCAUUUCCAUUGCAGCACAAGCAAUCUCCCAGCUCUCCAAGUCUCCUGACCUAUCCAUGCGAGACUUGCAUUUCCUCGCGGAUCUAGAGUUGUUUGAGAAGCAUCCCACGGAACUCAUAACCCAGCUUCGACCCUCAAAAUUUACCGCAACGUGCGAUUCGAAAUGGUAUGACUUCGACAUUACGAGUUUCUUCGAUGGCGCUUGGACGAAACAUUGUACGGGCCAGGUUAGGGGGGGAAAGCACCUACCCUUUGAAACUGUCCGUCCGCGCGUGGGACCUCGCAAGGUGCAGACUAGAGUGUGGCAGCGCGCGACCAAAAGGCUUGGAAUCAGCUACGGUCCCCGCUUCAACCUUAUGCAGGACAUUUCCGCGAGUGUCACCGAUUCUGAGGCCACAGCCAUGAUUACAGAGUCGCGUGAGCCUCGGGAAAGCUCAUAUACCGUGCAUCCUUCUACCAUUGAUUCGGCCUUCCAGCUCCUUAGCGUGGCCCAAUCACGCGGGCUCGCACGGCUCUUCAAUAACCAAAUCAUGCCCACAUAUAUUGGUGAAAUCUACAUCCAUCCACUCUCUUCUCCAAUAAUGUCCCGCGCGAGGAUAAACUCAGACACAUACGGCUCUAAGACGGGAAGCGUUACAGGCUUUUGUGGGGAGCAGCCUGUCCUAUCUAUGCGCCAGAUGCAACUUGCUCCCUUACGUGACAAAAAGCCGUGUCGCGAAGAUCCCCAUGCGGGCGCUAGACUGGUUUGGAAGCCGGAUAUUGACGAGGUUGACGUUGCCAGGCUUAUCCGCCCGAUACCAGGUAUCUCGAGCAGUAUCCUAUUGCUUGAGGAACUAGCAUUGGCAUGUAUGGUUGAAACUCACCAUCAAACUCGGGGUAUUACGCCUACCUUGCUGCACGCCGCAAAAUAUUUCGAUUGGCUAUCCAUACAGCGUCAGAAGGCAGAGCACGGCAAUUAUCAGCACGUGCCCGGGUGCCAGGCAAUCGCCUCGAUGACAUCAGCUGAGCGGACGAAUCUCAUAGAUGGCCUAUAUAAAAAAGCUCUCGAGACCGAAGCACGAGACAUGGCUACCGCCGUUACGCGGAUCUUUCGCCACUCCACAGGGCUGUUCCAAUGCCAAGUAGAUCCCUUGAGCCUGCUACUGAAAGACAAUCUUCUCACAGCGAUCUACGGGUUUGCGCAACUGUGCGACUUUGCCGACUUCUUCCAGGUGCUUGCCCACAACCGACCGUCGAUGCGGAUUCUGGAGAUCGGUGCAGGAACUGGUGGUGUUACGGCGACUAUCCUUCCAGCCAUGCGUGGACCGAAUGGUGAGAGGAUGUAUGAAAGUUACACAUACACUGACAUCUCAUCUGGUUUCUUCGACGCGGCUCAGAAGCGGUUCAGCAACUACGAUGGUAUCAUCUACCGACCCCUCGACAUCACGAGCAACCCUUUGGAGCGCGGAUUUGAGGCUUCUUCCUACGAUCUCAUCAUUGCCUCGAACGUGCUACAUGCGACUCCAUGCCUACAGGAAACACUUGCCCAUGUGAAGACACUACUAAAGCCUGACGGCAAACUGUUUUUACAGGAGUUGGCGCCCACCACAAAGUGGAUCAACUUUAUUAUGGGCACACUCCCGGGAUGGUGGCUGGGCACGGCUGACAACCGGGAAUGGGAACCAUAUAUCUCGCCUGAACGCUGGGAUAAGGAACUGCGAAACGCGGGAUUUUUGGGAGCCGAAUCGCGUGUUCAUGAUGGUCAUAUGAACGCCUAUAUUAUCUCGUCCGUACGUCCACCUGCCAACACAGGCGGCAAGAGGGUGACAGUGCUUUGCGAGAAUAUGUCAAGCGCCGUUGAUCAGUUUAUAUAUUGCCUACACGAUCGUGGGUUGGAGGCCGAUAUUCGCCGUCCAGGGGAUGAGCGACCGGUGGAUCAGAUGAUAAUAUCGCUAUUGGAGUUGGACUCGCCACAACUACACUCGAAAAAUCCAGACGAAUAUCUUCAUCUUCGAGAUCUGCUGGCGUCCCUCGACGCCACGCCAAUGCUCUGGGUUACAAACCCGUCGCAAGUGAAAUGCGCAGACCCUCGGUAUUCCUCCACCUUAGGUCUGCUGCGCACGGCUAGGAGAGAACUCGCGGCUACGGUGGCUACCCUCGAGCUGGACUCGCUAGAUGCCGGUGCCUUUGAAGCUACGGUCACGGUUGCCGAGCGCCUCUUGCUUGAGAGUUCGUCUCAUCUGUUGAUGGACCCUGUGCUUGAAUAUGCUUACAACUCUGGGUGUUUGAUGGUCGGAAAGUUUUAUCCAGCGAUUGUUAGCGAGGAGCUGCUUGACAAAGGUAUACCGGCACCUGACACUUCAAAUGCAGUUAAUUUGCACAUCAACGGGUUUGAAGAAAAUGAUACUGUGAGCUGGAGAUCUCUCCCCCUCGACACACCCGCGUCGACAGAUUGGGUUGAGGUUGAGACUCGCGCUGUCGGCCUCAGCACCAGUGAUCGCGCUGGCACUGGUGCUGCUCGAGAAUUUGCCGGCAUCAUUCGUCGUGUCGGGCCCGGCGUAGCAAAUCUACGGGUUGGGGAUCGAGUCGGUGUUCUUGCAGCCGGGCCCAUUGCCACCCGCUUCAUCACCAACGAAAAGCUAUGCGUGCGAAUGGCACGCGAUCUUACUUGGAUCGAGGCAGCUACGAUGCCCUAUGCGUUUGCCACCGCGCUAUACUCGCUGAUUGAUAUUGCACGGCUUACACACGGUGAUACGGUUCUCAUCCACUCUGCAUGCACCGGUAUCGGAUAUGCAGCCAUCCAGAUCUGCCACAUUAUCGGGGCUCAGGUUUUCUGCACCGCCGGAAACGACACCGAGAUGGAUCAUUUGCUCCAGCAAGGCAUUGCCAAAGAACGCAUAUUCAGCUGCUGCGACCCAAGCUUCCUCGAAGAUGUCCUGUCUGCCACAAAUGGUGAAGGCGUCGACGUAGUUUUGAACUCGCUCUCUGGAGAAAUGAUGCACGCCUCUUGGAAUUGUGUUGCCGACUUCGGUACCAUGAUUGAUCUGGGGAAACGGGACAUCACCAGUAAAGGACAGCUGCCGAUGAAUGUAUUCGACGCAAACCGCACUUUCGCUACCCUGGACAUUUCGAAGAUUAUUGAGAGAAAGCCAAGCAUUAUUCAAGGGCUUCUUCGUCGAUGUAUGCACCAUUAUGCCCUGGGUGAAUUGAGCCCUCCGCCAACAGAAGAAUUUCCUGCGUACAAGGUACAAGAUGCUAUCCAGUGCUUGCACGGGAACACGCACCUUGCAAGUAUCGCCCUUGUUAUGCCUGACAACGCGUCAACCCUGCCCAUAACCUUGAAUCAUCGAACACCGCGCUUCCGCUCCGAUGCCUGCCACAUCAUCAUUGGUGGCCUGGGUGGGCUGGGACGCUCGGUUAGCUCUUGGAUGUCCCUUCAUGGUGCUCGUCAUUUUGUUUUCUUCUCGCCAUCUGCUCGCAGCAAAGCAGGAGAUGAGUAUGUGUUAGAACUUCGAGCCCAAGGCUGCCGUGUGGAUCUCGUCUCCGGUGAUGUCAGCAGUGAAGAAGACGUGGAUGCCCUCAUACAUCGUUUGGACGACAACAUAGCCGUCGCUGGCGUAAUGCAAGCGGCUAUGGCGCUUGAAGUGACGGGCCUCGCCGACAUGUCCUUGGACCAGUGGGAGAAGUCCUUCGCACCAAAAGCUCAAGGCACAUGGAACUUGCAUAAUUCGUUACGGAAGCAUAACCGUCCCGUCGACUACUUUGUCCUCUUCAGUUCAUUGGCUGGGUUGAUCGGACAAACAGGGCACGCAAACUAUGCUGCAGGCAACAGCUUUCUAGACGCCUUUGUGCAAUAUCGCCAUUCUCUAGGACUUCCUUGCUCUGCUGUGAAUAUUGGUGUCAUGGAAGAUGUUGGAUAUGUCAGCAACCAACCAGAAGUUCUUGAGCACUUUAGCGCGACUUCAGCACAUAUGCUCCAAGAGCAGGAUCUUCUAGACACAAUCCAGCUUGCGAUCGAUAAUUCGCUUCCAAGUCCAACAGUCAUUGAAAAAGACGACCCUUGGCCGUCCUAUGUGAGCCAGGGUCAGAUCUGCAUCGGUCUACGCAGCACGACUGCUCUGACCUCUCCGACCAAUCGUACCUCGUGGAGGCGCGACCCUCGAAUGGCACUGUAUCACAAUUUUAACACGCCCGACGAAAAGAGCCCUUCCGGCGCAGGUAAUACCAAUAGCGACGAUACGCUGCAACGCUUCCUCACGCAGGUGAAGGUGAAACCGGAGAUCCUUCAGGAGCAGGGAUCAGCAGACAUUCUUGGUCGCGAAAUCGGCAAGGCAUUAUUCAGCUUUAUGCUGCGGGACCACUCGGAGCUAGACAUCGACGUUCCUUUGUCUUCAUUGGGCGCGGACUCCUUGCUGGCUAUCAAACUGCGGGACUGGUGCCGGCGAACAGCUGGGGUGGACAUUACAGUUGUUGAUAUUAUUGGCAGUGACAGCUUGCGGAAGCUCGGGCGGACUGCGGCUGUGAAGAUGGCGAAUAAGAUUGCCGUCGCAUGA